GGGCAGUUGAGCACAGCGCUGUACCCUUGACGCAUGCGCAGUGGCUGAAGUGACUCAAAUCGGCAGCGCGAGAGGAAAGGAGAGAAAUAAUGUCUGUGCUCCACGGUGUCCCGUGUCUGUCCGGGGGCUGAGCCGUGAAGGCGGAGAGCGCCACAUGGAGACGGCUCUGAGAAACCUGUCGAGCUCGGUGGAGCUGCUGGCUGUGGCGGCGCAGAGCGGAGCGGUGGAACAGUGGGAUGACCACAGUCUGUCCACAGCCUUUGACUGGGCCCGGUACUGCGAACACCUCUCCUCCAGGUUUCACAACAACCCCGCGGUCAGAGGAGUCAUGGAGGAGCGGCUCCAGCUCACAAAUGCACGUCUGAGAGCCGCGUUCCCCGGAUACACCGAGGUGUCCUUCUCCGACCUGUCCCGGUGCCAGCACCACCUGCUCACCGGGCUGCUGAACAACCCCAAGCUGCCCGUCUCCAUCAUGAAGCUGCUCUUUGACAGUAACACUGCAGACAGCACGCACAGUGGGAGUGUGGAUGUGGCCGGCCUCUGCAGCCACAUCAUUCAGUGCAAGUCUGCCUGUAAAGUCCUGAGUCCUCUCAUCCCCCCUUCAGCUGUGGGUGCUGAUGCUGAGGUGCAGGGGGGGCUGCUGAUGGAGAGGCUGGGUGCUCUGAUCAGACAAGGUGGUGAAGCCUGCAGGGCAGAGCACUUUUUAGACUCUGUCCUCCAGGGAUGUGAAGGAGCAGCAGCAGCAGAACAUUUCUGUCUGGUCAUUGCUGCAGCUCUGCUGACAACGACAGACUCAGAAACUGCCUCACAGGAUGUUCUCCUGGACUGGCUGCUGAAAAAACACAGCACGCUACAGCACAUGUGUUCUGCCCUGCCCAGCACACUUCUUAUGGACCUGGUCAAAGAAAACCUGAAAUUGAGAGACACAUACUGUGAUGUGCUAAAGAAGUGGGCCUCUGAUAUGGAGUACAGCAUAAGUGAUGGUGAAUGGGUUCAGAGCAGAACAAACCCCUCAGUGUCCUUUCAGAAACUGACCGAGCACUUUCAGGCUUUGUUUGAGACGUGUCCCUCUCUGAGGGACGAUGUAGAGAAAGAGUUUAAUGCUUUGAAGAUUUCUGAUGGAGACUUUGAUGUAAGAGGUCUGAGUGUGUGGGGAGACCUCCUGUCAGAGUUACACAAGUGACUGUCAGUUGUGGGGGGUUUUAAGAGCUGUAAAAGUUAAAUGUAUAUGUCUGUUUAUAUCCUGAUGCUUGGUAUUAAACCUCAGUGCAUUAAAAUAUCCCUGAUUAGUGAACACUGUCAACAAAGGCUUGUUUAGGGCCACAUUCUUCUUUACCUCUGAUCAGUUGCUAGUUUAAGUCUAAAUGUCUUCAGUGAAGUUCUUGUGUUUAAACAUUUAACAAUUAAAUGUUGGUUAGUUUUGUUAAAAGAAGAAAAUUGUUUUGUCAAAAAUCUUGUUUAUGGUCUUACAGUUUUUUUUUGUUAAGUAUAAUUCUGGUAACAAUGGUGAAGAAGAAGCUCAGGUGUCAUAUCAGCAUUCGUAUCGAAACAUUUAAGGUGGUACCAAUCCCUGUGUUGAACAGUUUUGUUAUUUUGGUUUUAUACUGUUGGUAUUUAUUAUUUAUUGGCACUUUUUUUUUAAUUUUGAAAUAUAACCAUACACAAACAUACACAGAGACAUAAGCACAACAUAUUGGAUGCAUUUACAUGAUGGAACAAAUUGCAAAAAAAUUUAAAUCCUCAUGUUUGCGAAUCCUGUAGGUCUGAAAGUACUUUGUAUUGAUUCUCCUACUGUGAAAUUUAAGCCACGAGCCUUGUGAUAAUCAAAGUAACUUUUUUAGUCAAUACAAUUGGAUAUUUGUUCAGUAGUGUUGGACAGAUGGUAGCAUCACGUGCUGCUUGUAAUCAGCAGCGGCACGUGACCUGACUGAAUUAAAUUGAGAGUACUUGUCAGGCAGUGAUUUGGCACUUGUCAAAUUGGUCUCUGGAGAUUCAAGGCUACAUCAUAAAUCCCACCUUACCAUCAUAUAAUCGAAUGAUUAUAGAUGUGUUGUCCUAAAAUCAUUCUGCUUGUAGUUUUCCACAGUGUGCAGACUACAGACUGAAACUGGUGCAGAUCUAUGGAGAGAGGCUGUAAAAAUGUCAAUAAGAAAGCAAAGACACUGUAAUCCAUUUUACUUUCCUGUACACCUUAAAUCAUUUUCAGCCUUCAACACCAUCUGUUACUAUCAUCUUUCACCCCUCGAUCUGGAUGUAAAAAAUGUUGAUUGGAUUAAUGCCAGUCAUGUGACUCGAUUGCCAAUUCACACAUCUCGGCUUCUGACCUGUGCGUCGGAGCACCACUGUGGCGAGGGAUCAAUUAGUCAAAUCAGGCGUCUUCAAUCACACCCUCCACAAUAGCUAGUGUGUGUAUAUGUGUGUGUGACGUAACUCUGGCAGACAGCGGAUUAGAGCCCCAGCCGCCGCCUGUGCGGAGGGAAACACCAACACAGCCACAGCUCAUUUAACACACCAUGAAAGCAAUUCACGUAGAGACAGACAAGGGUCACUGAGCAAGGGGCAGCAUGUACACAACCAAUUUAUUUUCAACCAAUGAAGAACAUAUGCAGCAAACUGGAUGGAAACCAACUGUGAUUGAAGGGAUCUCACCUGCUCCUGUGUAAUAAAUACAUGCAAAUUCAUUUCAGUCACAUAUUCAUCAUGUUUAUCAGAUUUGAUUGGAGAAUUCAACAAUGUGAGAAGAAAGUAAGAGUUUUUAAAUUUGAACUUGUGAAAUUGUAUUUUUAUUCCACAAACUAAUGAGAACCCGUGUUACCAAGCAGCACAAUUUAAUUUAGGCUUUGACAGAUUUUUUUGUUUUCCAUUUUGUGUCAUCACCUUUUCUUCACAGCCUCACACAUGGCAGAGCGGGUGAUGUGAUGUCAUGUGAUGAUUCAGAUGUCUGACUCCAAAUGAGAGGCAACAAAAACAAGAGCAACGUGAUGUAGUGCAACGCCCGCACUUACUGAAAACACAUUCGAAAUUAUAUAUUUUAUUCGAUGAAUACCCAUGUGUACCCUGAUUAUAAAGUAAAACCCAUUGUUGUCAUUGCUGCCCUCUGCUCUUAACCUUCAGGUUAAAUUACAGGGUUGUGUUAUUGUGUCCCUUCAAACAGCAGGAGGUCGACGCACACUCUUAAUUUCUACAAAAACAUCCAAUUCACCCGUGUGACACUGUUCACACUAAAUUAGAGGCUUCGUUACAAAACUUUGACAUGUUCCUGUCUUUAAUUGUGUAUUUAUUAUUUGUAAGAAUCUAUUGUAAGGCAUUUACAUGAAUGUCCUUAGAAAUACAAUAUACUGUAUUAGCUCUUAUCACAUCUCCCUGACUUGUUUUCUCAUUCUUUCCAGUGUAAUAUUGCAAUAAACCCACAGUGAGAUGUGCUGAGGGCGACUGUUGUUCUGCAGCAUCUACAGGCUCCUGAAGGAUAGCGUUCAUUAAAACUCAGAUCCAGCUCCCAUCUGGUGGUGUGAAAGGGGAGUCCUCAGAGGGGUGGGGGUGGAGGAGCGGCGAGGGGAGGGGAGCCCUCCCUCGGCACGUGCCUAUAAGCCGAUCCAGCCCGGCCCUCGUCUGGCCUCGGUGACGGAUCACAGACGCAGGAGGGCCCCUCCGCACACCUGUGUCCCCACUCUGAGGAUGCAGCAGCAUCCACCAUCAUCAGACAUGCACUCAGGCCCAGGCAGUGACAUUUAAUCUGGUUUGUUGGCUGGAAGGAAAAGAUGACUAAUGUGUGAUUUUUUUCC
Messenger RNA from Paralichthys olivaceus (Japanese flounder), 3782 nucleotides. RefSeq names its product FA complementation group F (gene fancf). The record is from RefSeq and is a predicted model, not a curated record. Gene Ontology annotation, cellular component: Fanconi anaemia nuclear complex. Gene Ontology annotation, biological process: interstrand cross-link repair. NCBI's taxonomy places the organism in Eukaryota, Metazoa, Chordata, Actinopteri, Pleuronectiformes, Paralichthyidae.